Rhipicephalus sanguineus (brown dog tick) is the source of this 1748-nucleotide messenger RNA. Its product is annotated as serine hydrolase-like protein. The transcript has 2 exons. The coding region runs from base 491 to 1462 and encodes 323 amino acids. Lineage: Eukaryota; Metazoa; Arthropoda; Arachnida; Ixodida; Ixodidae. The record is from RefSeq and is a predicted model, not a curated record.
CGCAACUUGAUAGGGAAGGAGUCAGCUGCUUGAGUGCGCGCUCACAGCCGCGGUCGUGAGUGUGUUCGGCCCGUGACGAAAUCCUUUGCAGGCAUCUCGGCUAAGGGCCAGGCGAACGCAUCUCCCUCAAGGCUUCUUCGCGGAUUCGUAUGACGCGCGCCCCGCGCACUGACUUGCUGUUUAGGUCUGUUCUUUCUUUUUUUGUUUCCCCUCGCAGUGGAGGCGUCGAGAGGAGGAGGCACGUACUUCCAGCGAGGUUGUGAAUCGGUUUACACUACGCCCCCCGAGCCGGCCAUCCCGCUCCGGCUGAUAAGGCUGAUUGCGGAAACGGGGAUGCCCUCUAUCUGGACCCGGAGUCCGGCUCUUUAUCGGCAGCCUGCUCUUUGUUUAGCGAUGAUCAGCCGGAGCCGGGAACGAAGUUGCGCGCACUUUGCCGCGAGCACAUCGCUCCUUCAUCCAUGACAGUUGGGGACACCACGCCGCCGCCACCAUGGCUCUGAGAUUGAGCAGCCCUGCACUGGUUUUGGCGAGAGGCUUGUUGCGGGAGGCGUGGCGCGGCUGCGUAGAGCCGUCUCUGGUGCUUGGCUCGCGCCGCGAUGCGUCCUCGGCAUCGCUCAAGGAGCGUCUCACCCGCGACCUAGUCCUUCCGGUACCGAACGGUCAGCUGGCCGGCAAGCAGUGGGGGCCCGACGACGGACAGCCAGUCCUGGCGCUGCACGGCUGGCUAGACAACGCGGCCGUCUUCGAACCACUGGUGCCAUUGCUCAAGGCCGAGUUCAAACUGGUGGCUCUCGACCUACCGGGCCACGGCCUGUCGUCGCACCUUCCGGCCCGCGGUCACUAUACUCUGGACAGCUAUGUAGAAAGCGUGCUGUCGGCCGUCGACCACCUCAAGUGGGACACCUUCUCUGUCCUUGGUCAUGGAAUGGGCGCAGGCAUCGGAUACUACCUCGCCGCUUUGCAGCCGGACAGGGUUCCCCGACUCGCUUCCGUCGAGGGAUCCUUCCCGGCGACGAGCCCUAGCUUCGAGCCGCACGAGUGCGAAGACCGUCGCGACUCGUACACGAGGCAGGAGGUCAUGGACGUGCUGGCGUCGAGAGGACACGGUGCCGCUUCGGCGGAACUGCUCAUGGCCAGAGGUUGCAGGCGCGUGUCGGGAGGCAGCUACGUGUUCACGACCGAUCGCAGAGUGAGGUUCGCACGGCCACAGGGUCUCUACCCUGGCGUGUUCGACAGGACUCUUCCGCGCUACAGGAACAAUCUGAUGGUGCUGCAGCGGGACUGCAGGCUCACGGACGGCGCGAGGCCGCACCUGGAAGCCCUGGAGGCUAUCGUGCGCUGCCUGGGCGCUGAGGAGUGCGCGCGCUUCAGCUACGUCGUGCUGGAAAGCGAGCAGAACACGCAUGCCAAUUCUAAUCCAGACACGGUGGCUAGCAGGGUGAACGACUUCAUGUGUACAUGACGCGUGCCUCCGAAAGAACUUUGCACAAAGACAGUCUGGUGAAUGACGGCACUUUUAUUUUAUUUACUUUGAACAGGGAAGAGCUGCAAGCUAAAAACAAAUUGGGGGAUCCUCUAUAACGGUAUAAAAGCUACGGAGGAAGAGAAGCUAAGAUUGGCAUUAUCCAAGCUCAUAUGUAAUCAAUACAAAAACAUAAUAAUAGCAGUGGCGUGAACGAUCGGUACCCUAUAACAAGACUUAUGUCAAUUGACGAGCAAUAUGAAGGGGAACACACAUGUUCGUGUUU